GCACGAUUCGUGAUUCAGUGAGUCAAAUGUGCCCGCGGCUCUCUCCACACAAAUGCGAGACUUAAGGGCUCCGGUCCACUCACGACUUCGCUCUAGACUCUUGACUCGACAUUUACGAUCCGACCUCACAAACUUUACCCUCGUAUAGCCUCGCAAGGCCAUCCUUUGAUCGAGACAUCGAUCAGGCCCCAUCUACGCAUCCAUCAGCUAACGUGCACGAACGAAUUCCUCUUCGCGCAAGCAUCGAACCGCGGGGGCAUACAUUUGUUUUCGCAGAUACAAAAAGCAAACCUCUGAACUGGAAGCGGCAGCUUGCAAAAGUCCUGCACGCGAACAAAUAUCGAUCCUCGGCUGCGCUUUUGAUGCGUCACCAUGCCAUCACUCUCCAGCUCCACUCCAGCAUCUCAAGGCUAUCUUACAGAUCUUCGAUCGCUCUUUCGCUCCUCUUCGUGGGAUACGCGCAAGCAGUUGCUCCGAUCUCUGAUACUUCGAAGCAAGAGGUUGAAGCUUUUGCCUUCUAGGGGAAGAAGCUCGAGCGGGAAUGGGAGUGGCAGAAGAAGGAGACAUGGUCAAAGAGGGGAAGAAGAGGAGGACAGUCCGCUACAGGCUGGGCAGCUACCUUUGAGGAUCAGACCGACCAUCCUGGUAUUGAACGUCUUGGCCUUGCUCGGACUGGCUUUUCUUGGAUUUCAUCCACGAGGAGGCGCAUACAUCCCGAUUAACGACAAGCUGCUGCACUUCAUAUGCUUCUUCCUAGCUACAGCUCUGUUCUAUAUGAUCUGGGACGUGGACGAAGAAGCAAGAAGAGGAUGGAUUUGGCGCAACGCGCCGCUUUUACUCAGCGGAGUGACUUGCUUCUUGGCCGGAGGCAUCGGCUCGGAGUUUGUGCAAGCUAUGCUUCCCUACAAGACCUUUCAGUGGGGCGACGUGCUAGCCAACCUUUUGGGUUCUUCUCUGGGUCUUUUUGCCUCGUAUCACUUUGAGCGACGCUUUCGUACCCGACGAGAAAUCGAGAGAUUGUACCAGCCUUUGGAUGUGGAGAUGUAUGGCGACGGUUUCUCAGAAGAAUCUCAGUCGGACGAGGACGAAGGCAUGCUGGAUCCCGUCGGAUCUAGCCGAGGCAGAGACUCUUCACAGCGACAAGGCUCGAACGGCGAGGGGAGGAGAGGUGCUCUAAAGAAGAGCUCCAAUGAGCCAGUCUCUUCGGAAAGGAGGGUUAGAUUUGGUGAGGAUCAAGCGCACAACUUUUGGUCUGACGAUCCGACCUCGGUAUCUGGAGCAUCUUCUUCCAAGCGAGCUGCAUCAACAGCGGACCUGUUCAGCAUCGAGGACGAGGAUGAGGUGGAAGAUGCAGUGCGGGACACUUCGUCUGCGCCUCAUGGCGAUAGCCAGAGCAAGCACUCGGCCGAUGUGGAUGCGUGGAGGGAUACAUAAGGAAUCCAUGCAUUUAAAAGCCGGAGCAGCAUUGGCGAGAGCCAAAUGGGACAUGUAGCUCCGCCAUCAACCACAAGCGCUUGGAUGACCAUUGAGGUUCCGUCACAACACCCGU
Ceraceosorus guamensis is the source of this 1549-nucleotide messenger RNA. RefSeq lists its product as hypothetical. Lineage: Eukaryota; Fungi; Basidiomycota; Exobasidiomycetes; Ceraceosorales; Ceraceosoraceae. The transcript has 5 exons. The record is from RefSeq and is a predicted model, not a curated record. Bases 373 to 1434 code for a protein of 353 amino acids.